This is a messenger RNA of Oryza sativa Japonica Group (Japanese rice), 3693 nucleotides long. Its product is annotated as ATP-dependent DNA helicase homolog RECG, chloroplastic. Lineage: Eukaryota; Viridiplantae; Streptophyta; Magnoliopsida; Poales; Poaceae. The record is from RefSeq and is a predicted model, not a curated record. Gene Ontology annotation, molecular function: ATP binding; DNA helicase activity; nucleic acid binding. Gene Ontology annotation, biological process: DNA recombination; DNA repair.
UCCGACUCUUCUGCGCUCCCCUCUUGUCCCCUACCCAAACCCCCACCACGUACGGCCUCCGUCCCCUUUUCCGGCGACGGCGACGGCACUGCACCGCCCGCGCCGCCGGUGAGGGCCUCCACUCCACUCGCCUCCACGAGAGGGGGGAAAGACGACCUCACCUCCGCCGCUGCCGUCCCCGGAAGGCGCGCGCGGUCCGGCGAGGCUCUCGCGUGUCCCCGCUCCACGUUAGGUUCUCGCGCUUCGUCUCUCUCUCUCUCUCUCUCCCGCUGCCUUGCCUCUACCCCGCCUCCCUCCCACUCCCGCCCCUUCGCCGCCGCCUUCCAUUGGUAACCCGGAGCGCUCCAUUAGUGUUGGGCACCUGCUCGUGCUCUGGUGGUGUUUGAUGGUGUUCGUCUCCGCGGUGGAUGAACUGAGCGCUGCGGCGAAUCGGGAAGGUUCUCUCCUCGCUGGCCGCACCCAUGAUCGCCUCCUCCUCAGCGCAAUCAUGGAUUAAGGGUCACACCAAUCAAUUAGCGAGGGUGUUUUCUUUGGAUUUUCGCAGAGGGCGCUCUAGAAGGAUUCCUUCCAGAAUGAGGUCUAGCAAUGCUCUUGGCUCUAAGCUCUUCCGGUGGUGUUCGCGCGAGAAUCACACGUCCGUCAGGAAGCUGUUGGAGGUGGAUGGCACGUCAGAGAGAUCAAAACUCCUGAACAAAGUGUCUGUUUUGAUGGGUUAUAGUAAUACACAAGAAUUAAUUGAGCAAGAAAGAGCCCGCAGAGGAUCUGCUACAGAAUUGAUCAGUGUAUGCAAAGAAAUUGAGUUCCCAGAAAUGUGUGCAAAGUUUCCAUGCAUAAAAAUUGGUGAUUCAUCACCUAUUGAACUAUAUGCUGCUGCUGCUAGCAUGAGUCAGAAAGAAACUGUGCUUUCUGAAAACCUCACGAAUUUCAUGCGAGAGUCCGGUGGAAAUUUUGGGGCAGCUUAUGAGUUUUCUGACAAAUGCCAUCCAUUAGAUCCAACCCUUACAAACGUCGAUCACCUAUCAAUCAGUGAAGAGAGUUCUCUCACAGCACAGUUUGUUUCUCUUGAACCGGCAGUUGAUACCGAUGCUUGUCCAGAGUCAUUGGCAGUGGCAGAUGCUACAGUUUCUGAUUCUAGCAUCUUGGACAGAAGUAUAAGAUGUUUUCCCGGAACAACUAGUAGGCAAUAUCGCCAGCUAGAGGAUGGUGGUUUCCAUACGGUACGGAAAUUGUUGCAGCAUUUUCCCCGGACCUAUGCAGAUCUACAAAAUCCUCAAGGUUCAAUAGAAGAGGGGCAGUACAUCAUGCUGUUUGGAACCGUUGUAUCUUCCAGGGGAGCCAGACUUAAGCACACUUUAGGUUACCUUGAGGUUGUUGUUAGUUGUUCAAUAAUCGAGAGUGAGUUAAGCUCUUCAGUUAAGAGUUGUAACUCUCAAGCAGAACAAAAGAAGACAAUUCAUUUGCACCUCAAGAAAUUUUUCAGCGGCACACGCUUCUCUUCUCCAUCUUUUCUUAAGUGUAUAUCAUCGAAGUACAAAGAGGGGGAUCUUGCUUAUGUCAGCGGUAAGAUCAAGAAGGCGCUUACUAAAGACCAUUAUGAUUUGAGAGAGUACACUAUUGACAUGCUUGAAGAAGAGGAACAACAAUGCACCCUGCUUGACAGGAAACCAUAUCCUAUAUACCCAUCAAAAGCAGGAUUGAAACCAAGUUUGCUGAGCCUCUCCAUCUCAAGGGCCUUGAAGAUGCUGACGCCAGACAUUGACCCUAUGCCUCAUGAAGUUCUUGUUGAAUUCAACUUGCCCAAUCUCUUUGAUGCUUACAUGGGAAUCCACAAGCCUAAGAAUCGAGAUGAAGCCGAUUUUGCUCGGAGAAGGCUUAUUUUCGAUGAUUUCUUUUAUCUUCAGUUGGGAAGACUGUUUCAAAUGCUUGAAGCUGUUGGUACACGGGUUGAGAAGGAAGAAUUGUUAUUGAAGUGCAAAAAUCAUGAGCUAAAUGCUGUUGGUGCUGACGAGUGGUCUCCUCUUGCAAGGAAAUUGUUAAAAGUUCUUCCUUAUUUGCUUACUCCUAGUCAAUUGAAUGCUGUUAAAGAGAUUAUAUGGGAUCUCAGAAGACCAGUUCCUAUGAACAGACUCUUGCAAGGUGAUGUUGGUUGUGGUAAAACCGUAGUUGCUUUCCUUGCAUGCAUGGAGGUCAUUAGCUCAGGAUUUCAGGCUGCUUUCAUGGUUCCAACGGAGGUUCUUGCCCUCCAGCAUUAUGAACAUCUAACUUCAUUGCUGGAGAAGUUUGAUGGAGAUGAAUGCAAACCAAACAUUGCUUUACUAACUGGUUCAACUUCCACGAGGGAAUCAAGGAUUAUUCGAAAUGGUCUCAAGACAGGAGAAAUAGCAAUGGUCAUUGGAACACACAGCUUAAUUGGUGAUAAAACCGAAUUCUCAGCUUUGCGCAUCUCUGUUAUAGAUGAGCAGCAGCGCUUUGGUGUUGUUCAAAGAGGAAGGUUUAAUAGUAAGCUAUAUACCCCUUCCACGAAAUCGAGUGAUGAUGAUACAAUCUCAGACGAGAAUUCCGCUUCUGAAAUAUUUAUGGCUCCCCAUGUUCUUGCUAUGUCCGCUACUCCAAUCCCAAGAACGUUGGCUCUUGCUCUGUAUGGGGACAUGUCCCUUACACAGAUCACGGACUUGCCUCCAGGAAGACAACCUAUAGAAACUCUUGCUCUUGAAGGAAAUGAUGCUGGUUUUGAAUCUGUCUUCCAGAUGAUGAGUGAUGAACUGGUUGAUGGAGGCAAGGUCUACCUCGUAUAUCCUAUCAUAGAAGAAUCAGAGCAGCUACCACAACUUCAUGCAGCAAAAGCCGAGUUUGAUUCCAUAAAGCAAAAAUUUGAAGGUUAUCCCUGUGGGCUGUUGCACGGUCGCAUGAGGAGCGAUGAGAAGGAUGGAGCCCUCAGCAGUUUUAGAUCCGGGGAAACACGUAUUCUCCUCUCAACACAAGUGAUUGAGAUUGGAGUCGAUGUUCCUGAUGCUUCCAUGAUGGUUGUCAUGAAUGCUGAGAGAUUUGGAAUGUCUCAGCUGCACCAGUUAAGGGGUCGGGUAGGGCGUGGCGAAAGGAAAUCCAGAUGUGUGUUCCUAUGCUCCACUCCUAGCGCGCUGCCAAGGUUGAAGGUGCUUGAGAAGUCAUCCGAUGGAUUCUACUUGGCUAACGCCGACCUGCUACUGCGUGGCCCUGGUGAUCUACUCGGCAAGAAACAGUCAGGGCAUCUUCCAGAGUUUCCAAUAGCUAGACUGGAGAUUGAUGGCAGUAUUCUACAAGAAGCUCAUCUUGCUGCACUUAACGUUUUGGGAACAAGCAACGACCUUGCACAAUUUCCAGGACUAAAAGUUGAGCUCAGCAUGAGACAACCGCUGUGCAUUCUUGGAGAUUGACCUGUGAUCUUUACUGAGCAGACAGUGCAGUGAGAGUGUGACACUGAACAGCGUUGUAGUGCUCAUUGGGCAAAGCUUUUGCAUUCUGGCUUGUGCGGUGCAGGUGAACAAUCCUUUUUCAGAUGCUGGCAAGAUUGCAAGUUACUACUAGUAGUAUUUUAUCAAACACUUUUUUUAGCAAUACCUGACCAGUGAUAGAUGAAAAAAAAAUCAGUAACAUAAUUUCAUUAUCAUCCCAAAAAUGCUUUCGCCAAUUUGAAUGAUUUCCUUAUUUAUCAUG